UUAGGGCGUGGUCAUACGGAGCUCUGUUUUAUGACGACCACGCACGCUGCGUUCGACCGUCUUCAUUUGCACUUUGUUAAAAAACAAACAAACAAACAAACAAAAACAAAACAACAACCCUGACUUCUCCUCACCCAAGUACACAGACUGCUGAACUAAACUGAAGAUGCCAACGCAAAGCGUACUUGUCCGAGAUUCCUCUUUUCUGACGAGGGUACUACAACAGUACUUGAGUUUGUUAAAGAAAUAUCCAAUCAUCACCAAAUCGGUUACGAGUGGUAUUCUAUCUGCUGUGGGAAAUCUUCUGUCUCAAGCUUUGGAGUACAGGAAGAACAGCAAAGAAAAUAGCCCGAAAAAGAAAAUCAGUGUCCUGGGACCUUUACACUUUGCAGUAUUUGGACUCUUUAUCACUGGUCCAGUCAGUCAUUACAUUUACCAACUCUUGGAGGUGCUGUUGCCAACCACUGUCCCAUACUGGCUGAUCAAGCGCCUUCUGCUGGAACGUCUAAUAUUCGCCCCUGCUUACCUCUUGCUCUUUUAUGUGGUUAUGAAUGCUUUGGAGGGCAAGACACUCACAGAUGUUCAAAACAAACUUAAAACAAGUUACUGGCCUGCAAUGAAGAUGAACUGGAAGGUUUGGACCCCAUUUCAGUUUAUCAAUAUCAACUAUGUACCUGUACAGUUUCGAGUGCUGUUUGCCAACCUGGUUGCUUUGUUCUGGUAUGCCUACCUAGCCUCAGCCAGGAAAUGAAACCACAAAACCAGCUACAGUGGACCUAGGUUGGUUUAGAUUGGUUGAAUCCAGUUUGUGCCUUUAAAGGACUGCUGCACAUCAGAUGUGUUUUAAAUGUCUUCCAGGACAACUGACAGGGAAUAUUGGUCAGUUUCUGUAAAAUAACUGUGAUGUGGGUCGGUGAUGAGAUUUUACUGCUGCUUUCACUGACUGCUAAUGAAUUAUUGCUCUGUUAUGAAUCAUUUUAGGAAAAAAAAAAUCUUCUGAAUGUCUUUCUGCUGCUUAUGGAAGCACUGACAAUGAUGUCAGGAUUUUGAUUGUUGUAUUUGAUUAAUUAAAAAACACUGAUUACA
Messenger RNA from Cyprinus carpio (common carp), 1086 nucleotides. RefSeq names its product peroxisomal membrane protein 2-like. Gene Ontology annotation, cellular component: cytoplasm; membrane. Lineage: Eukaryota; Metazoa; Chordata; Actinopteri; Cypriniformes; Cyprinidae. The record is from RefSeq and is a predicted model, not a curated record.